Nylanderia fulva is the source of this 615-nucleotide messenger RNA. Lineage: Eukaryota; Metazoa; Arthropoda; Insecta; Hymenoptera; Formicidae. The record is from RefSeq and is a predicted model, not a curated record.
AUGGCAAUGUACAUGGCAGCUGCUUUGUUACUUGGAAAGGAUAAUGUUUUUGAUGAACCACGUAAUGAGGUUAUGAGAGUUACACGAAGAUUACUUCGAGAUGUAUCGAAUCCAUUCUCAAUUUCUGAGAACGAUUUUCGUAAAAUUUAUAGAUUUACAAAGGAUGCAUGUCGUCUGUUGAUUGAUGAAUUGAUACCAUAUAUGUCUCGAAUAACACGAAAAACUGCAAUACCUCAUCAAUUGCAGGUAAAUAUUAUAUUUUUUAAUUCUAUAAACUUUUUUGCAUCGAGGUCAUACCAAAGAAGAGUAAGUCAAGAUUUUAUUGCGUGUAUGUCACAAACCUCACUUAGCCGUUGUCUUUAUGCAACUGUAAAUGCACUAAUGUGUGUUAUGGAUAAUUGGAUCCGCUUUCGAGUAACUGCAGACAGAACUCAAAAAAUCAAACAAGGAUUUUUUCAAAACGGUGGUUUUCCGGGGGUUAUUGGAGCAAUUGACGGAACACAUAUUGCCAUUUUCCCACCCAAAAUUGAGAGGGACUUAUUUAUAAAUAGGAAGUUAUACCACUCGUUAAAUGUAUUAGUCAACGAAGAGAUUGAAGAUUCAAACGCUGACUAG